Molecule: messenger RNA, 1833 nt
Organism: Owenia fusiformis
Lineage: Eukaryota; Metazoa; Annelida; Polychaeta; Sabellida; Oweniidae
Source: the annotation of a GenBank genome assembly
AUGAAGCUCUCUUUUGUGAAGCGAAGUAGAACGAAUGCAAAGGGUAGCCACUUUUCAUCGGCUUAUCCAACUAUGCUGUUUAUUUUGUAUUCUCUUAGUUACAUUGUUGUGAGUACAGGGGGAAACUCGACAAAAGAUGAAGAAUGGUGCAUACAAAAAGAAUUCACAUUACCAGACAAAGAAACAACUGAUUUUAUAAAUGUGAGCUUCACAGAAAGACAGCAGAGCGAUUUCUGUUUCCUAUUAAUACACUUCAGACAUGACUCAGAAUUCAGUUUGGAGUUCACUUCGAACCACUCAGAAAAUGGGUGCAGAGAUGCCUAUAUGGUAGUCAUGGAAACAGGGUAUGCAGCUUAUAAUGUUUGUAUCCAUAGCAACCAGGGUGAUUCAUCUUUGAAUAAUCAAUCCAGGCUCUCAAGUGUUAAUGCAGCUAACAAUAACUCAACAUUCUACAAUUAUUCAUAUAUCGACCAAUCACUGAGAACCUCCAGCAACUAUUACCAUAGCAACCACCACGAGUUGCCAAGCAACAAAAACAAAAUGCAUCAUUUAAAACUUACACCUGUAUUAUCAGAAUCAAACACUGUAAAUAUCAGUAUCAGAUAUACAAUCAUACAAAAAGACAUUAAACAAUGCAAAAAUGAUAUAAUUGCUCAAGCAUUUGAAACAGGUAUUAUUGAAAGUCCAAACUUUGGGCAUGAGCCUUCCCCUGACAAUUUUAAGUGUGUUACAACAAUCAGAGCCCCGGAAGGACAUCGUAUCCAACUGCUGUUCAAUAGCACUUUUGAGUUGGAAGAUUCGCCUUCUUGCACCAAUGAUUAUCUCCAUAUUGGGAAUGACAUCACAAGGAUCGGGGAGCCCUCUAUGACAUCAUAUAAAUUCUGUGGGAGUGCAUCCCCAAUUGAGGUUGUCUCCAGAGGAGAGGUUCUAUGGAUUGUAUUCAACACUAAUUAUGCAAAGACAUUCCAAGGUUAUCAGGCGCUUUAUUCCAUAUUACUUCCAGUGAGUUGUAAUAAGAGUGACUUUCACUGUUCAGAUGUCCAAUGUGUCCACCCAGACAGAGUAUGUGAUGGUGUACAGGACUGUAGCAACAACAGGGAUGAGUAUUGUGGUCUGACCACCAGUCAAGAGGAACCAUGUUUUAUGUGUAAAGAUGGCGCUUGUAUCAAGCCAAGACUCCUACGCUACAGUGUUGACUGGGGUAGGAGCUACUGGUGGCUAUGUGAUGGCUUCAAACAUUGCUCAGAUGGCACAGAUGAAAGAUAUGAUGUGUGCCUUAGACUAGAUGGGCGGUCAAAUGCAUUGAUGCAGUGUCAGCCAGCCAAUCACAAUCCUUCACAGGACUUCAAUGUGCUCAUUUUGAAGCUGUUCAGAUGUAACGGCAAGAAGGAUUGUUACAAUGGGGAGGAUGAGAUGUGUGAAGAGAAGAUUCCAGAAAAAUGGUUGAUUAAACCUGAGUUUGUCUGUGUUCCCAUUGGAGCCAUGGUCCUGGUUGCACUCGUCAUGACUGCCAUAUAUUGUAUGAGCAAACGCAAUAGAAAACCUCCAUUGCCACGUUACAGAUUGAACUCCAGCCAGCAAUCUGGCCCCUGUGAUCAAACACAAGCUUUACAAGGCACAGAACAGCUGAACAACAAAGACAAAUAUGACUCUCUUUAUAAACCCGAAAUCUUGGAGAGAAAACAUCCUCAGAGUAAACUUCCAAUAUGUCAAAGUGACCCUGAGUCAAGUUUAAAGUUCAUUGAAUCAAAUUCCAAGCCUCUAACUAAAGAGAAUAGCCUCUAACUAAAGAGAAUUGUCUCAUUCAGCAGACAAGUGUAUAGUUACCCUGAG